Messenger RNA from Porites evermanni, 1749 nucleotides. The record is from the annotation of a GenBank genome assembly. Lineage: Eukaryota; Metazoa; Cnidaria; Anthozoa; Scleractinia; Poritidae.
AGGGGAAAGGCUAAAAUCAAAACAAAAUUCAAGAAACAGAGACAACAAGAACCAGAUUGUGAGGACGAAAAACUUGAAUCAAUCACCAUUAGGUACAACGGCAAAGACCAUGUGCUCGAGCUCCCGAAGAAUGGUGACGCUAAAAUCAUCUGCCAAAACAUCAAGCGCGAAACUGGCGUGAAAGGCUCAUUCUAUGUGCAAUUCGGUGAUCAAUCAAGCAACUAUAUUUACUGCUCGAGUGUUACUAGAGGAAAUAUAGCUAAAGUCGCAGAGAAACUUUUUAGCGUCACGGGAGGAAAUGGUAAGUUCUUUGAAUAAUUUCCUGGGCCGCGAAAGUUUCUAGAACUCGCACCUGAUCUGAACCCAUGAAAGGAAAGUAUCAACACUGGUUUCUGAAAGAGACGUUUUGGCAGUAUUUGGGUGAACGUAAAAACGUGAGAUAAUUUUUCCGCGAAGUUUUGUCGCUGUAUAAAUCUAUGAACUGAGUGAACAAAGCCCUGUCCAUUCAUAUCCAGAUUUGGAAUAAAUCGGCCAACAUCUUGUUGUAGGUUCAAAAAAACUCGCGUCCAAACGUAGCCUCCCCCCUUGAUGCGAAGGAUAUGAAGGAGAGUUUUUUACACGGAUUUACCUCGAUUAAUCUAAAAUUCUUCCUCUGAUGUUUGGCUAGCGCUCAUUCCUAGGUACCGGUGCGGCAGAAAAACGUGACGUGUUUAGAUAUACACGUGUUUCUAUCGGGUUCGGGGGGGAGGAGGGGGUGGGGUGAGAUGAAUCCCCAGAAGAGUUGGGCUAUGCAUGGCCAGAGAAGUAGUUUUUGUAGGCAUAAAUAUGUUUUGGGCCCGACUCAGACCCAUUUUAGCCCAAUCCGCUAAGGAGGGUUAAAAUGAGCUCUGGAGAGGACCCAAAAAAUAGUUAUAAAUGAGUAACAGCAACAUACUGCUGGGAGGGGGGACCCUGAGAUGGACUAGUAUCCGAUCCAGGGGGGAGUAACAACACCCCUAAGUAUGCUUCAUGUUAAGGAUACUGGGAUAAGCUCCAGCUGUUUGGACCUUUGGCUCAUGUAUGCCUUUUUUUUGUACACCACACAUGUAGACAGCUCACCACCAAGGUUCAAUGUCAUCCAGUCCAGAAAAUAUACUCUGUCCAAGACACUGCAUACCCCAUUUAUAAGACUGAAGACCCUGUAAACUCAUAUAACCUGUUUGGCAGCAUUUUUAGGUUAAUCAAGGGAGUGCCCCUUAGGUGUAAAGAAUGCCUACUGUAUUAUUAUUAUUGUAGACCUCAGUUAUGUCAUUGUCUGUUCAUAGCAUUAUAAUAAGAUUAGAUGAGGCUUUUCAUUUAAUAUUUGUUUUUAUCAUUCAUUUUAGUAAAAGCUGAUGUGAUUCCAGUGUCAUUCACUAAGAGCUGAUUGAGGGAAAACAGAAGAUGGCAAAAAUGAUUCUUCUGAGGGACCUUUGUCACCCAAAGAAGUUGUUGCUGUACCAUUGUUUUCAGUAUCAGCAACAAGUUUCAAACCGUCAUUAAAUACCAAUUAUGACACUUUGUUAUCAAACAACCAGGACAUACAAAGUAUGUGACAACUUUAAAAUCGACCUUUUUUGGUUACACAACUAUACAAACUAUACCUGCCACUUGGUCUUGUCAUGACCAGAAUUUCCGAAAAUGCCUCAACAUCUUCAGAAUACUUCCAUUGAUGACAUUGAUUCCAUUGAGACUUUCAAACUUAGCUGGAAAUGUCCGAAGAUGUUUUGA